AUGAACAAAUCUCUUCUUCUAAAAUGGAAGUGGAGAAUCUUAAAGGAAGACAAGGAAAUAUGGAGUAGAUUUUUACUUUUGAGAUAUCAUAAACCAAAACUUAAAGUGUUAGCCGCUUGCAAGGACGCUUUAAACCGGGAUGAUUCUAGAUGGUGGAGAGACAUUAUUCUUAACGAUUUCAAAGAGGAGGAUUUGGUUGACGGUUUUAUUGAUUGGGUAAAAUGUGAUCUCAAGAAAGGUAACAACAUUCUUUUUUGGCAUAGUCGUAGGUUGGGUGAUCAAACUCUCCGCGUUUCUUUUCCGCAUUUGUUUGAUUGCACAACCAACAAUUUAUGCGCGGUGGGAGACCUCAUUAUUUGGAACAACGGUGCCUUCUCUUGGAACUUGGAAGCCAUAUUUGGAAGUGAUAUUUUGAUUCCCUCGGCUCCUAAUACCUCCACCUUCAUAUUUAUCGGUAUGGGCUCGGUUCUUGAUGAAGAACUAAGGGACUUAAAGAUGCUUCUAGAAGGAGUGGAGCCGGACAUUUCCGCAACGGAUGAAUUCCAUUGGAACCUAACCGCUACCGGAGCUUUCACGGUGUCUAGCGUUUCGCAUUUGGUGGCUAAUGCAAAGGAUCUAGCUUGGCCUAUUCACACCAUCAAGUUGUUGGAAGUUAUUUGGAAGUCAACCAUCUCGGCAAAGAUCAGGACUUUUUCUUGGAGAUUUCUUACCAAUAGGUUACCGCUAAAAGUUCAACUAGCCAAUAGAGGUGUGGCUAGUUUCACUUCCAUUGAUUGCCCUUUUUGCUCUAACCAUCCGGAAUCUUUGGAUCAUCUUUUCUAUCAAUGCCAUGUCUCAAACGCGGUAUGGAAUAGAAUCUUUAUUUGGUUGGGCGAUGAUGUUAACCUUUCUAUAGAAGAGUUCAAGAGUUUUGGGUCCAUUCAAGAAAAGGUGAAAAACACCAAAAUUAAAGUUAAUCUAAAUUCAAUUUGGAUGGCUUUAAUAUGGUGCACGUGGUAUAUGAGAAAUACCAUAAUUUUUGACAACGCCAUUUUUAGCUUUGACGAGGUGAUAUCUAAUAUAAUGUUUUUUUCGUGGAGAUGGGUUAGCAAUAGGGAAUCUCCGAGUAGGAUUAAUUUUUAUGAUUGGUAUAAAGUACCACUUUCUUUUACCAACACUUUCUAA
Messenger RNA from Vicia villosa (hairy vetch), 1164 nucleotides. RefSeq lists its product as uncharacterized. The record is from RefSeq and is a predicted model, not a curated record. The transcript has a single exon. The coding region runs from base 1 to 1164 and encodes 387 amino acids. NCBI's taxonomy places the organism in Eukaryota, Viridiplantae, Streptophyta, Magnoliopsida, Fabales, Fabaceae.